Molecule: messenger RNA, 4520 nt
Organism: Drosophila navojoa
Lineage: Eukaryota; Metazoa; Arthropoda; Insecta; Diptera; Drosophilidae
Gene: lqfR
Product: clathrin interactor lqfR
Biological process (GO): endocytosis
Cellular component (GO): plasma membrane; endosome; clathrin vesicle coat
Molecular function (GO): phospholipid binding; clathrin binding
Source: RefSeq, a predicted model, not a curated record
ACAAAGUAUUAGCAACACUGACGGGAGACAGCUCACCAAAAUUCUGCCUGCAGAGUGCAGUGAUUUUACUUUGCAUUUUCGUUUAAAUUUUAUACUUAUUAUUUGGCUUAUAGAAAUAAAACGUGUACAGCUACAUGUAAUUCGACAUUACGCGAUUUUUGUGCAACAACUUAUAUAUGCAUACGUAAUAUAUAUACGUCCCAAAUAAAGGAAAAAACUAGUUUUGUCUGCCAGCAACUUGGCAAGUUUGUGUGAAAAAUUCCAAAGCAGAGAAUUAAGUUAAAAUGGUUGAUAAAUUUAUUAGCAUGUGGAGAGUGCGCGAGUUGGCUGACAAAGUCACCAAUGUCGUAAUGAACUACACAGAAAUAGAGGGCAAGGUGCGCGAGGCGACGAACGACGAUCCCUGGGGUCCAACAGGUCCGCUCAUGCAGGAGCUGGCGCACGCUACAUUCUCCUAUGAGACCUUUCCGGAAGUCAUGUCCAUGCUUUGGAAACGUAUGCUGCAGGACAACAAAACCAAUUGGAGACGGACGUACAAGAGCUUGUUGCUGUUGAAUUAUUUGGUACGCAAUGGUUCGGAGCGCGUGGUGACGUCGUCGCGGGAGCACAUCUAUGAUCUGCGUUCAUUGGAGAAUUAUACGUUUACGGACGAAGGCGGCAAGGAUCAGGGUAUUAAUGUUAGGCAUAAGGUACGAGAGCUUAUAGACUUUAUUCAAGAUGAUGAUCGUUUGCGCGAGGAGCGCAAAAAAGCCAAAAAGAAUAAGGACAAGUAUAUUGGUAUGAGCAGUGAUGCCAUGGGCUCCCGCAGCGGUGGCUACAGCGGAUACAGUGGGGGCGGCGGCGGCGGCAGCGGAGGAUACAACGACGGGGAUUGGCGCAGCAAUCGCGGGGACAAUUGGUAUUCCGAUAAGAGCUCUGCGGACCGUUAUGAGGACGAGGAUACUCAAUAUGAUGGCGAGCGUGAAGGUUCCGACAGUGAUUCACCCAGUCCCAGGCGCAACUAUCGGUACAAUGAUCGUGCCAGUCCCGCUGAGGUGGCUGUUGAGAGCAAGCCAACAAACCUCAACAUGAACAUACGCUCAAAGGCGGUCAGCUCGCCGGUGUCCAAGCAGCCCACAUCCGCUGGCACCUCAAAGCAGCCGCCACCACAAAAGAAAAUCAAUUUGGGUGCUGCGGCUAACUUUGGCAAGACGCCGAACGCGGCCGGCAUUCACUCGCCUACGCAUCGCGACACGCCCACUACAAAUAGCGUUGAUCUAAUGGGCGGCGGUUCGCCCAGCAACAACAAUAACAAGAGCAAUACACCGAUUAACAACAAUGAUUUGCUGGAUGAUCUAUUCAAGACGUGUUCAACGAGCCCAGUACAGCAGUCGCCGAAAGUCGAGAAGACGCUUAAUAGCGCCGCUGUUAUUAUUGAUGACGACGAUGACUUCAAUCCGCGUGCUGCUGAUGCUGCUCCCACGCAAGAGUUUGGUGAUUUUGCGGCUGCUUUUGGCAGCGGCUCAAUGCCACCUUCGACGGGCAUAGUGCCGCCGCCAAGCAAUGAAGAGUUUGCGGACUUUGAGGCAUUCCAGAGCUCUAGUGCUGCGACGGUGUCAUCCACAUCGGUACUGGACGGCAACCUAUUGACGACUGCGACGCCAGCUAACGAUGCCUUUGACCUAUUCAACACCCCAGCGCCAGCAGGAACGGCAACGGCAACAACAGCCACAGAUCUGCUGGCCGGAUUGGGUGAUUUGUCGAUUCAUCAGAGCAUGCCAAUGGCUGUUGAAAUUCCGCACGUCGCAAAGGCGUCGCUGCCGCCGCCAUCGGAAUCAAUACGCCUGACCCUAUCGAAGGCCAUUGCAAGCCUACGAGAUUUGCCACGCGUACAGAGCGCCGCCGAUGUCAGCUAUGUGGCUGCCACAUUGCGUCAAUUACACAGCGCUGGCGCUUUGCCCGGUUACACGACGCCAGAGCAACUCGUGGGGCUCGAUUGCCGUGUGGUUGACUGGUCGCAACUGGCAGACGAUGAGUUUGCAGCGCUGCUCGCCCAGCUUGGCAGACUAUUCACACGGGAUUGGCCCCGGCCCACAGAUGAUGUGGAUGUUCUAAAUAUGUUUAAAUUGGAUUACAGCUUCGGAUAUGUGGACGUUUCAUUUGAGACGCUGCAACAGCAACUGGAACGGGUGCCCGGCACAGCUGCCUCCAUGCUCGCCGCCCUUGUGCAGGAUCAGAGCUUGAUCUCCGUGUGCUUGCUGCACCUCACACGUCAGCGUGGAGCGUUAAUGCAACGAUUUGCGCGCACCAUUAAAGUGCUGCCCGAGCGGCUGGUGGACGAACAUGAUGAGCGGACUCUGCAGUUCAUACAACUGUUGAUUGGGCUGCCUGGCCUGGUGGCCAACAAGGUGGGACGACAGUUGCCUCCAAUAUUUGCGACGAUCGCUUACGGACGCCUGCUCCUGCGCCAUUGGAUCAGAGCUGUGUAUUUUGUGCUGCAGUGCGAGGAACCGGCUGGAUACUUUGAUCUAAGUCCGUUUAGCUGGAUGCUCUCACGCGUGCUUAACAAUUAUUUUGAGGCUGCCACAUUGGAGAAGCUAAUGCGCGUGCUGGAAGAUCUUGCGGUUCCACCGAGGUCACGCAGCGUGUUGCAACAAAUCUUACAUCACCUGGAGCCAGCGGCCUGUUUUAAAGUGGCACAGUCGGCGCUCAAUGCUGAGCUUAAUCUUUACGUGCUGCUGGGACCCGGUGCACUGGAGCAGCCACAUUGGCAGCAUUGCUUGCUCCAGAAGCUGCCGCUGCAGCGUGCGCCCACAGAGAAUGGACCACUCUGCACUUUAGUGGGGUAUCUCGCCGUGACGGCAGCCGCGGAGCUGCAGGUGCUUUUUAACCAGCUGCUGGGCAUGUGGUCCAAGCGAAUCACCCUACAAAAGCUGAGCAGCCAGGAGCAUGUGGCCAUAUGCAAGCUGCUGGUGCUGGCUGGCAAAGAAUGUAAUGUCAACAUGCAAGAGGAGCGCAAGCGGCUGCUGCACGAGGGAAUGACUCAUCAUCUGCAGUCGCCCGACAAGGUGCAGCGUUAUCUGGGCAUGAAGACGGUGGAGCUGCUGUAUAACAACAUGCUAACUGUAGAGGCGAAAGAGGAGGAUCGACUGAAAUUUGAUUACGCUGCUAUGCAGGAAACGCCACAUUGGCAUCUCAUCGAGGAGCUUGAAAUGCUGGCGAACUUCAAGUAUCCCGGCAAGGAGCAAUUAGAUGAGAGGCCCAGUCAAAAGCUGCUGCAACGCCUCGAGCUGCAUAUGGCUCAGCUAAUGGAGGACGAGGAGCAACAGCUCCGCCCACCAAUUGUGCCGUCGCCUGCUAAAGAUACUGCUAAAAUGCAACUGGACCUGGACUCGGACGACGAUGAUUCACCAACCCUGCCGCUCGACGAGGAUGACGAGGAUGAUCUGAAACCAUAUGACAUGUCCAAUGACAUUUCCAACAGCCUGGAACAGCGACCCAAGUUUGUGCUCGACCUACUCCACCUGCUGCGCACCAAGGUGGCCAAUUAUGAGAUCUUUGAAGGUGCCAUGGCCACAGCUGAGCAACUGAUACGCAGCCAACUGGCGCAGCAGGACGGCAAGCUGGCUCUUGAGCUGAUGGAGCUGUUCAUCGGCCUUGAUAUGCAGUACUAUUUCGAGGACUUUGACGGCACCCGGUUCCGUUGCUGUGUGGCCAUCUGUGUAGCUAAGCCCGGUGCCUGUGCGGAGCUGCUCUGUCGCAUGUUCCACACGGACAACACGCGGUACGCGGCCAAUGUCCGCAUUCUCAUACUACAGGUAUUGGCUGCAGCAGCCAAGGAGCUAGCCGAUGAUGAGCUUCAGUUGGCAGCUGACCAACAGGCUCUGGACAUUGUGCCGCCCGUAGCCAAGCAGCCUCGCAAAUUCAAGCUGCAGUCUGACAACGAGGCUGAUGACCGGCUGGCGGCGGCGCAGCGCAUCAUACGCGAACGCUUGCGGUCCAAGACGAAGCGUUAUGUGAGCAAGAGGGCAACGCCGGACAGCAAGGCUAAGGUCAAUCCCUUCCAUGCCGUUGCCGGCACAUUCUUCUUUGGCCUGGUGCGUGGCCAGCGCACGCGUCAAAUGCUCUAUGUGAAAUAUGAGAAUAUUUCGCAUGACAUCGAUACCCAGCUGCUGGUCAACAUGCUGCACACGCUGGCCGUGCUGGUCCUGUGCGCCCAGAACUGCCCGCUGCAGCCGGCGAUGACGCGCGAGGUCUUCGACCUGUGCGUCUUUGUGCGCUUCAACGCCGAGGCACGAGUGCGUUCGGCUACGCUGCAACUAUUGGGCAUAGCUCUGGUUGCCACGCCUACCCACCUGUUGAGUGCCCAUUUUGCUGAAUCUCUCAUCGAGCUCAAGCGUUGGCUGGAUGAGCUUGUGCGCUCACCCCUCGUGGGUGGUGAAUCAUCCGACGAGUGCCGCGAGCUCGCCCAACAGAUUCUGGGCAUAUGCGACAAGCUAUUCGAUACAGCGAACUUUGGGCAGGCCGCUUAGUUAGAUAAG